Messenger RNA from Aspergillus homomorphus CBS 101889, 547 nucleotides. RefSeq lists its product as uncharacterized. Bases 96 to 431 code for a protein of 111 amino acids. Lineage: Eukaryota; Fungi; Ascomycota; Eurotiomycetes; Eurotiales; Aspergillaceae. The transcript has a single exon. The record is from RefSeq and is a predicted model, not a curated record.
GUGGCUUGAGAAUGGACUCUCCUCAGAGCGUUUAACAUACCAUCACGUUACCAUCAACUUUUAAAAAAAGAUGUCGAACUUCGCAACAAUCCUAUAUGACACAGAGGCAUGGCACAGUCCCGACUACAUCAAUACAUCCAUCCAGCACCUCGAGGCAGCCAACUACACAACCCGGAAAGAUCCACCUGCCUUCCGUCAACCCACCUCAGCACUACUCCGACUUCAUGGCGGACGUUGCCCAUACUCGUGCCGAGGACAAAGCCAUCACUGACGGUCCACGGGUCCUGGUCUUCGUCCAUCCCUACGAAAGUCUGCCCGCCAACGAAGCGGUGCAGCAGAUGAUGAUCGAGGAGACGACAAAGAGUUCUGGAAUGCGGACAGAGAGCGCUGAUGCGUCUCAUGUUCCGGUUUACAGCCAAACGGAUGACUGAGCGCUGCGAGUUGACGUGCUGAUGGUUAGAAUAUUUUGAUUGCACUCGCUGGCAUUUUCUACUUGAAGAAAAGCUUAUUGUCUCAACUUGGAUUUCUCCUAUCUCGCACGACCAUU